Molecule: messenger RNA, 2039 nt
Organism: Schizosaccharomyces octosporus yFS286
Lineage: Eukaryota; Fungi; Ascomycota; Schizosaccharomycetes; Schizosaccharomycetales; Schizosaccharomycetaceae
Product: Cdc48-Npl4-Ufd1 complex component Npl4
Exons: 4
Coding region: 53-1783 (576 amino acids)
Biological process (GO): ubiquitin-dependent protein catabolic process
Cellular component (GO): nucleus
Molecular function (GO): ubiquitin binding; ubiquitin protein ligase binding
Source: RefSeq, a predicted model, not a curated record
GUUCUUCUUUAGCAAUUGUUUACUUGUCUUUUUCACGUAUCGUACAGGAAAAAUGAUUAUACGUUUCCGAAGCAGGAUGGGAAUGUCCCGUGCGGAAUUCCAACCUACAGAUACCUUGCAAAUGUUAAAGGACUAUGUUUUAUUUAAUGUUUUAAAAAAUCAAUACACUCCAGAAAACGUUUCACUUUGCAAAGAUGAGUCAGACAUGGGUACACCUUGCUCUCAAGUUGACGAGAAAACUCUGCAAGCAGCAGGUGUAACACACGGAAACAUGAUUUUCUUGCGUCUUGGAUCUCCAAGAGAGUUGCCAGCUUCUACUCCUGUUCCUCCUGGUAAAGAAGGUGUUGCUGAAGUUGAGAUCUCAAAAGACAACGCUUUGUCAGCUACAAAUUCCAGUAAUGUUGCAUCCGCUCAUGUUGCUCAAGACAAUAUUGAUGAUGCUCUUGAAUUGCAGGAUGGUCUUAUUCCCCGAUCUGCCACACCGUUUUGUCGACAUGGACCGAAAGGCAUGUGCGAUUAUUGCUCCCCUCUAGAACCAUAUGACGAGAACUACCAACGCGAAAACAAAAUUAAACACAUGUCCUUCCACUCUUAUUUGAGAAAAGUAAACUCUAAUGUAAAUAAAUAUGCCAGUACCCAAUCUUUCAUUCCUCCCCUGGAAGAACCCUACUUCAAAGUCAAAGAAAAAUGUCCUUCCGGUCAUCCUCCUUGGCCUUUGGGUAUUUGCUCCAAAUGCCAACCUUCCACAAUCAUGAUGAACUUGCAACCUUUCCGAAUCAUUGAUCAUGUUGAGUUUGCUUCUCCAUCGAUUGUCGAUUCUUUCUUGAACGCUUGGCGAAGAACUGGGUUCCAGAGAAUUGGAUAUACAUAUGGACAUUAUGAACCUUACACAGCUGUUCCAUUAGGUACUAAGGCUGUCGUUGAAGCAAUUUACGAACCUCCCCAAGUUUCUGAAGCGGACGGUGUUACUCUAGAAGAAUGGCCCGAAGAAGCUUUGGUGGAUCGAGUGGCUGCUGCAUGUGGGCUCCGUCGUGUUGGUAUAAUUUAUACCGACUUAACUGAUGAUGGUAGUGCUACUGGAAAAGUUCUUUGCAAGCGUCAUGCCGACUCUUACUUUUUGUCUUCUCUUGAGGUUUACAACUCUGCGCAUUUCCAAUCGAAAUUUCCCAAUCCAAGCAAAUGGUCCCAAAGUGGGUUUUUUGGAUCCAAGUUUGUUACUUCUGUCAUUAGUGGAAAUCCCAAUGGUGAGAUUGAAGUUACUUCUUACCAAGUAUCCAAUGUAGCUACUUCAUUAUUUAAGGCUGAUCUUAUUCAGCCCAGUAUCGAUCCAGAUCGCAUGCUAGUAAAACGGGAAGACAAAUCUCGAUACGUACCGGAUGUCCUUUAUCGUUACAUUGACGAAUACAAAAAGCAGGUUUCCAAGAAUGCGAAGCCUGCUUUUCCUGUUAGCUUUCUGCUCGUGACUUUAACAGAUGGAUUCCCAGAAGAAUCUAAACCCAUGUUUGCGAAACAUGAUACAUCAUUGCCUAUUACUAUAGAAACGGCUGAUGAAACUGGUCGCUUAAGACAGCUGGCAAAACUCUUUGAUCAUGAUGCUGUAAAAAAUGGAAGCCUUUCCAACUUUCCGAUCAUUUUGUUAUUGGCCCAGUUAUCUAUUUUAAAAGAGGAUGAUAUGGAAGUCUUUGCAAAAUAUGCAAUGUCUCCAACCGAGGAAAAUGAGAAGAAUUUAAACACAAGAGAAAGCUACCAAACGCUAUUAGCUGUUCUCUAUAGUAGCCUCUAAACUAAUGCUUGAAUUUUUUGCUCCAUUAAGCAAUUUUUGAACUUAUGUUAUGAUAGAUUUCAUGGUUUUGCCGAUAAAAACAAGCAGGAUGAAGAAUAAAUAUAAUGACAACGAUUUCAUUAGAUUUCAAUCAACCACUGCUUUCACGCUGAGGAGUGCAUACUAGCUAAACUACCACCGCAUGAAACAAGAUGGUAGGGCUAUCUUCAUACAAUUGCUAUUUUCUCUCAUUGUAAAGAAUCGUAAUUUUCCAGCG